Molecule: messenger RNA, 631 nt
Organism: Lingula anatina
Lineage: Eukaryota; Metazoa; Brachiopoda; Lingulata; Lingulida; Lingulidae
Source: RefSeq, a predicted model, not a curated record
UAAUGGUGUCGGUUGUUAUUAUUCGCUUCACCGGCUCAUCCUGAGCAUCGACUUUAAAAAAGGUCCGGGAAUCAUAUGGACCUCAACUGCGUUCAGUUCGUCAGUUCUUUUUCAGUGGAGAAGAGGGAGUUCUGCUGCUAAGCCUUGAAUUAUGGCAGCGACUUUACUGGUGGCACUUAUGGUCUUUAGUUCAGCCUCCUCCCAGACAGAAGCCCCCGGCGGUUGCACAGAAGAGCAAGUGAAUGGAUGCACCCAGCCGUACAGAGAGUAUAUCGAGAACCUCGAUGACGGUUCAAAGGACAAAAUUGUCCCUGACCACGAUGAACAUACCAUGAGGAACAUUUGCAGAAACUAUGCUGUCAUGGAAUCCUGCCUCCAGCCGUUGAAAAUCAUCUGUGACACUCCACAAACGCAGAUAGUUUUGAAGGCAAUCGGGGCUCUCGAGGGAGGCAUGGGAUAUCUUUGUAAUGAGUCUCUGGAUGACUACGUCAAGCACGUCUCGUGUUUCAGCGACCCCGCAAGAACUCCAGUGAUAAAUAGGUGCCGCUACGAGCAAAACGAACGUCUCAUCUUGAUAACACAGGAUAAAGGUCUAAGCAAACAGGACAGGCAGUUCAAAACUUGCGAGUAA